Molecule: messenger RNA, 1002 nt
Organism: Penicillium soppii
Lineage: Eukaryota; Fungi; Ascomycota; Eurotiomycetes; Eurotiales; Aspergillaceae
Gene: erg27
Product: protein erg27
Exons: 1
Coding region: 1-1002 (333 amino acids)
Biological process (GO): signal transduction
Cellular component (GO): cytoplasm
Source: RefSeq, a predicted model, not a curated record
AUGGCUGACUUAAUUACCUCAGACCCUGUCUCUUGGACUUGCGCUUUGUGGAUGGCCUCCUCCGAGGUGGACCAGAAGGCCCUAGGCAAUUUCGCGGCCGUCAUGGGCCUAGAGAACCCGCUCCUCUCAACAAUGCUGUACAAAGUCCUCGGCGUAUCAGUAAUGUUAUCAAAAAAGCUUAUCCGAGCACGCAAGCUGCGACGCCUAGACACAACGCGCGAAACAAGAUCCCUGCAGCUCUACCACCACAUAAUAUGGCUCUCACGCGAAGGCCUCUUAAUCCUGGAGGGCUACAUCCUCCCACUGGUUGACCGCUCCGUGGAGCUAAAAGUGCUCGCGUACAAACUGCGCGCCUCCUUCUAUCAUAUUUUCGUGCUCUUCCACAACCGACCAGCCUGCCCACCCUCCAGCUCCCCUCCGCCGCGCUUCAAAAAUGACUCCAUCUACGGCGCAGACUCCCUCUCUCUCGACGCCCGCAAAAGACCCCCCGGCCUGCCCCUCCAACCAGUCAAGCAGCAGCCUUCCUUCCUCCUCCCCCCAUUAGAUUACACAGCAACAGCAACAGCAUGCUUCAAUCACGCCGCAGUGCUAGCCGAUAAACUCCUCCCAGGCUCGCACCCGCUCCGCCUCUCCGUCAAGCUCGAGUACGCUGCCUACCUAUACGAUUGCCUCAACGACCCCGUCGCCUGCCGCCGCCUUGCAAAACAGGCCAUCGCAGACGUCUACAAUGCCCAAGAAGGCAUGGACGACGAGAGCUUCACCGAUGCAGCCGAGAUCGUUGGCGUUCUCGGGAAAAUGGUCAAGCGCGGCAAACCCGGGAGUACCGCUACAGCGAGUAGCGUGUCGCGCUCGCGUAGCAGUCGCAGCCCCAGCCAUCUUGAUGCCAGUGUUCCCACGACUGUGUCGCCUGUCCCGGUUCCGGGGACGAAGACUAGAUCCAGGUCUGCUGAGGAUGGGAGGGAAGCUGCUGUGCCUGAUGCUUCUAUGAUGAAUCCAAUUUGA